This is a messenger RNA of Cylicostephanus goldi, 701 nucleotides long. The record is from the annotation of a GenBank genome assembly. Lineage: Eukaryota; Metazoa; Nematoda; Chromadorea; Rhabditida; Strongylidae.
AUGCACAUUACAGGCGAGCCAUCAGAUUGGGGAGACUGCGUUGCUUUGUCGUCCUCGCUUGAAAUCAAUGGUUGGGUGACUGUCGACUGUGAAUAUUCACAAUUUUAUCUGUGUGAAAUGGCUGCAAAUGGCCCUGCUGCAAUAAUCAUGCACGAUGAGGAAGGACAAUUUGAAAGUCCUGAAUAUCCAAACAAUUAUCCGAAUGAUGUAGCCGUCAGUUAUUUCAUAGAGUUGCCUGCUGACAACAGAAUCGUCGUUACGAUAGAAUACAUGUUUACCGAGGAAUUGCGGGACAUCCUUCACAUUUAUGAUGGACCGUGGGAAAUGAGUCCAACAUUGGCCAGGCUCUCUGGUUUCCAUCAGAAUCACUCGUUUUUGUCGCACUCAAACGUUGUGAUGGCUGAGUUCUCAAGUGAUGGAGAGUCAAACGGAAACGAAAUAGGAUUCAAAGCUCAUUAUCGGGCCUGGAGUCCACGUCCUGCAGAGCUACUGCAGCAACGCGAAGGGAUCCUUAGCAGCACAAAUUUUCCUUUGUUGGCUCCUCCAUUCACAUACCAACAUUUCCUCAUUCAGUGCGCUGAUGUGGACCACGUUCACGUCAACAUCACAGGUCAAAGAAAUAAACUGGAGCUAUGCGGCGAUGAUCAUUUGGUGUUGUUCGAGGGCACUACUAUCAGUCAUCGAGUGCUGAGAAAGUAAGU